CGCUCAUUCUUCUCCACGCUCUCUCAACUGACGAUAGACCUCCUCGACUUUCCCAGCCGUCCCCUACAACCACCACCAUCGCGUCUGCGCCGUCGACAGGACCUCUCACGCCGCUUCCACUCGCUACCAUUCGCCUGCGUACCCUGCCCAUUCCCGCUCAGGGUCCAGCAUCUAUCCUUUGUUGUAUUUCGAUUCGGCUUUGGGUACGAAAUCCGACGCUUCUGCUCGGUACUCGCCCACCAGUGCGCGUUGACAGCGCCUGCGAACUCGACAAAGAACUGCCAGCUUUAGAUUUGGGGACAGGUGCCUCAUAUCUUGUAAUAGCAUAAUGAAGCCCACCAACGUGGCGGGGGCCCUAGGCGCCUUGAUACUCUCUGCGUCAAGUGUGCAAGCAAUCGAUCUGGAUGUCACAUCGAUGGAUUCCGUCAAGAAGGCUGCUGCCACAAUUGCGAAGGGAAUGACAAGCUAUUAUACCGGCUACAGGCCUGGAGACGUGCCAGGAAAUCUUCCUCAACCGUACUACUGGUGGGAAGCAGGAGCCAUGUUCGGAUCGUUGGUGGACUACUGGUAUUACACGGGAGACGAUCAAUAUAACAACAUUACUACACAAGCCCUGCAGUUCCAGGUGGGGCCGAACGACGACUACAUGCCGCCGAAUCAGACCAAGACGGAGGGUAACGACGAUCAAUCUUUCUGGGCCAUGGCAGCAAUGUCUGCUGCAGAAGUAAAGUUCCCGAAUCCUCCUGCGGACAAGCCGCAAUGGCUCGCUUUAGCACAGGCCGUUUUCAACCUACAAGCCAACCGCUGGGACAAUAGCACCUGCAACGGUGGUCUGCGAUGGCAGAUCUUCACCUUCAACAAUGGUUACAAUUACAAGAACACCAUCUCGAACGGCUGCUUUUUCAAUGUCGCGGCCCGGCUUGGAAAAUACACUAAAAAUCAGACCUAUGUCGAUUGGGCAGAACGGAUGUGGGACUGGGUGGAGGGGGUUGGUCUCAUGAAUGAUCAAUACCAUUUCUUCGACGGCUCAGACGACACCAUCAACUGCACACAAGUGAAUCACAUCCAAUGGACAUACAACGCCGGUGUCUUCAUGCUUGGCGCGGCUACCAUGUGGAAUAUUACUGGCGACGACAAGUGGAAGACCCGAACCGCCGGUAUCAUCAACGGCACCGAUGUUUUCUUCUCCACUGUGGUUCCGAACGUCAUGACUGAAGUAGCCUGCGAGGCGAACGGCAAAUGCGACGUCGAUCAAAAGUCGUUCAAGGCCUACCUCGCUCGCUGGAUGGCUGCCACCACCAAGGUUGCGCCAUGGACGCACGACCUGAUCAUGCCCAAACUCACGGCCUCGGCACAGGCUGCGGCCAAACAGUGCAGCGGCGGCACUGACGGAGUAACGUGCGGCCAGAAGUGGACCACCAACGGCGUCUGGGACGGUAGCUUCGGCGUCGGCGAGCAAAUGUCCGCGCUGGAGGUUGUCCAAUCCCUCCUGAUCGACCAAGUCGCCGGGCCCGUGAGUAACGAGACCGGCGGCAUUAGCAAAGGAAACCCGAACGCAGGGUCGCACAGUGAGGACAACCCCUUGAAGGCGGAUCCCAUCCAGACAGGCGACAAGGUCGGCGCUGGCUUCCUCACUACCCUCGUCCUCAUCGCCAUCCUCGGCGGCGCGUGGUGGAUGGUGGCGUAAAGGAGUGAUCUUUCUUGAACUGCACAGUAUCGGUGUUUUGGCGUUGGUGUUGAUGUCAUUUCUCUCUCCUACGUUCAUAGUACCUGAAAUCCUAGACCGGGGAUAUUCAAAACCUAUCAAUGAAAGUAAUCCUGACGCUUGCGUUGGCCUUGAAAAAGAUACCACCGCUUCAUGUCGCU
Molecule: messenger RNA, 1866 nt
Organism: Mytilinidion resinicola
Lineage: Eukaryota; Fungi; Ascomycota; Dothideomycetes; Mytilinidiales; Mytilinidiaceae
Product: mannan endo-1,6-alpha-mannosidase DCW1 precursor
Exons: 3
Coding region: 329-1687 (452 amino acids)
Biological process (GO): fungal-type cell wall biogenesis; carbohydrate catabolic process
Molecular function (GO): mannan endo-1,6-alpha-mannosidase activity
Source: RefSeq, a predicted model, not a curated record